GACAAAGAUAGGUCUCAUAAAAUGAUACCAUUUCCUUCACAGAACAGAACCACAUAGCAUCGUCUCAUCACUUAUAAUGGUAAGAUAUCCAAAACUUUCAAGGUAACGUCAGCAACAUCAAUUACGAACUCCUCUCGCUACAUCGACUUCGCUCCUAUUUCCAGUACCAGCAGUCGUCACUUGAUAACUUACAUUCAAAACCACCACGAAACCGUCAGAACCUCAGUCAACAUGUCAGAUAGAUCUUCAAACAGGGUCAGAAACCCUGAUCAAUCCGCCCAAAUCAAACUCCCCACAUCAACGCCCAAACUCUCUGCGAGAGAACUUGGACUCUGGAAAGACUAUUUCCAGCACCCUUCAGGCCCAAGAUUACGCACUCCUUCAGUUCAGCUGGAACAGAAAACCGUCAAUCACUCUCAGCUUCUAGAAGACUUCAAGAAUUACUAUAUAAGCAACCAAGUUGAGAUUACUGAGCACAAUACCAUACUCCAUGUAAUCCGUACCCACCAUGGCAUGUCAGUCAAAUCCGAAUAUCACAUAGUCGAAUGUUUACAUUUGUCAGCUACAACGAUACCUGGUCUUCCUAAGGCUAUUGUAGCACUAUACCAUGUCAAAACUCCAGAGAAUGAGAAGCCUUACCUCGAUCGUGCUCUUUUUGUCCAGGAGCUUUCUAAAACAGACUCUAUAGCUUCUCCGGCAAGAGGACAGCGACCUAAAGCUCGUUUUCUAUCCAUAGCAGAGGAUUUAGAAGAAGAAAUUUCGUACCGCUUUUAUGUGCCUGGUAGUCAGAACAGUGGUCCGUUAUAUGGACAGUAUAUCCAGGAUGAUGCGUUGGGUAGUGUAGAUAUUGAGCAACUCGAUCAAGGAAGAGUUCUGUGCAAGUCUACUGCUGUGGUUUGGAGAAAGCGGGAACCUUUACAGCAUCUGCGAAGGGAAGAAUGGGAGCGUAAUAAUAUCGCUCUAAGACGUGUCGUGGAGGAGAGGCGGCUUUAUGUAAGAUACCUUGAGUCUCACGAAAGUUCUGUGGCUAUGAGACAUCGGGGACGAGGAUGAUAUUGGGAAAGAAUCAUAUGCCAGCUUGGAUUUUCGGUUCAUUGUAUAUUAGAUGACAAACGCGGGCUCAGCAAUUUGAGUCAUUUGAAGAAAUAUGCAUAAAGUUUAGAGUUUGGAAAGUGCCAAUUUAUCUUGUACAAUCAAUAUCCAGUACCCGAAUGAUGCUAGGAGGCAAACA
Botrytis cinerea B05.10 is the source of this 1231-nucleotide messenger RNA. RefSeq lists its product as hypothetical. The record is from RefSeq and is a predicted model, not a curated record. The transcript has a single exon. The coding region runs from base 232 to 1053 and encodes 273 amino acids. NCBI's taxonomy places the organism in Eukaryota, Fungi, Ascomycota, Leotiomycetes, Helotiales, Sclerotiniaceae.